Molecule: messenger RNA, 1802 nt
Organism: Athene cunicularia (burrowing owl)
Lineage: Eukaryota; Metazoa; Chordata; Aves; Strigiformes; Strigidae
Gene: DUSP8
Product: dual specificity phosphatase 8
Exons: 10
Coding region: 252-1802 (516 amino acids)
Biological process (GO): negative regulation of MAPK cascade; protein dephosphorylation
Cellular component (GO): cytoplasm
Molecular function (GO): protein tyrosine/threonine phosphatase activity; MAP kinase tyrosine/serine/threonine phosphatase activity
Source: RefSeq, a predicted model, not a curated record
GGGGCUGGGGGGGUUGAAGGUUGCAAACCCCCCCAUUCCUCGGCGGUGUGCGUUUGCCGGGCGGUGAUGGUGCAGGUUCAGCACAAUGAGUUGGCAUCCUGGGUGUUAGCAGCGUGAGGAGACCAGGACGGGUGCUGCCCUGCUUACCCCUUACCCCCUCGCUCAUUCCCCGUGGGGAGACGGGUGCUGGCGUCCCUGCCCUGCCCUUCCGCCCCUUGCCCCCCACUCGCCAUAGAGGGGACGGGCCCGUUAUGGCUGGUGACAGACUCCCACGCAAGGUGAUGGACCCGAAGAAGCUGGCCAGCCUCCUGAGGAACGGAGCGGAGGGCACCCUGGUCAUUGACAGCCGCUCCUUCGUGGAGUACAACUCCUGGCACGUCCUCAGCUCUGUCAACAUCUGCUGCUCCAAGCUCGUCAAGAGGAGGCUUCAGCAGGACAAGGUCUCCAUCACAGAGCUUAUCCAGCCCGCCUCCAAGAUGAAGGUGGAGGCAGAGGAGCACCAGGACGUGGUGGUCUAUGACCAGAGCACGCGGGACGUGACCGGCUUGGCUGCCGACAGCUUCCUCUCCAUCCUCCUGGGCAAGCUAGACAGCUGUUUCCACAGCGUCUCCAUCCUCACAGGAGGCUUUGCUACCUUCUCGUCCUGCUUCCCGGGGCUCUGUGAGGGGAAGCCAGCUGCCAUCCUGCCGAUGAGUAUCUCCCAGCCAUGCUUGCCUGUGGCCAACGUCGGCCCCACACGCAUCCUGCCGCAUCUCUACCUGGGCUCCCAGAAAGAUGUCCUAAACAAGGACUUGAUGACGCAGAACGGGAUAAGCUAUGUCCUCAACGCCAGCAACUCCUGUCCCAAGCCAGACUUCAUCUGUGAUAGUCACUUCAUGCGCAUUCCUGUCAAUGACAACUACUGUGAGAAGCUCCUUCCCUGGCUGGACAAGUCCAUUGAAUUCAUUGACAAGGCCAAGGUGUCCAGCUGCCAGGUGAUUGUGCACUGCUUGGCCGGGAUCUCCCGGUCGGCCACCAUCGCCAUCGCCUACAUCAUGAAGACUAUGGGUAUGUCAUCAGAUGAUGCUUACAGGUUCGUUAAGGACCGUCGCCCAUCCAUCUCACCCAACUUCAACUUCCUGGGCCAGCUCCUGGAGUACGAGAGGAGCCUGAAGCUCCUCAAGGCCCUGAAGUCAAAGGGCGACCGGGGCGAGGGGGACACCCAGCAGGACUCGGCGGAGGCGGCUGAGGGCAGCCGGCAUCCCCCACCACCUACCUCAGAGAAGGCCGAGGAGGUGCCAAGAGGCGCUGGCUCGGCGUCCCCCAACAGUGACCCUGAGCGGCAAGGUGGGACCCCGAAGGUCCUGUCGCCCACCACCCUGCAGCAGGGCCUCAACGGCUUGCACCUCUCCUCCGAGCGCAUCCAGGACACCAACCGCCUGAAACGCUCCUUCUCCCUGGACAUCAAGUCCGCCUACUCCCCCGGCCUGCGGCAGGACCCCCCCGGACCCCCCGGCCCUGGGGACGCCCCCAAACUUUGCAAGCUGGACAGCCCCUCGGGCCCCAGCGGCCUUGGCCCCUUCUCCCCGGGGGCGGACAGCCCCGACCGGCCGAGCGGGCCCGACCUCCUGCUGGAGGCCAAGGUGAGGCAGCGGCGGAAGCACCGGCACCCGGCGGGCUCGCCGGCCCACGGGCUCAUCCUCAAAUGCCCUGCCAAAAAUACUCCUAACAAAGGGCAACAAGAAAACAUAAUUCAAAUGAGGGACAUCUGUUCUCAAAUGUUUGCAGAUAAUGACUGGAUCAAGUGUCUGCAUAAAGGAUAA